GACUGAUCCUUCGCUUAUCUUAUGGGAAAAUUUAGGGGUUAGCAUGAAACAGAGAUGUCUCAGGAUCUCCCUUAUCGCCUUUGUCAGCUUCCUACUUAUGAUAGCUACCUUUAUAAUCAUUGUUUUUAGUAGGAGUGUUGAGCAUAGCUUGAGAGACGACUACGGAUCAGGAAGUUGUCCUAAAUUCGAUAUUGAUCAAGAGGACGCACUCCAGGACCAGCUUAAAGAAUCUAAAGAACGGUCAGGCCUGAUGCACUGCUAUUGUGUUCAGCAGUUUGAUGAUAAAGGCUAUGAUGUUCGUAAUAUAGAAUUCUCAAAUGGAAAUCAUUACUGUAAUGACUGGGUUGUUAAAUAUAGCCUUAACAACGCUAUGAUAUGGGGAGUAGUAUUUAUGAUCUCACUCAUCAAUGUCUACCUUAAAGUAAUUCUUAGAAUCAUCUCAGUCCACGAGAGACGUCAUGACAAGACAGAUUUGGUGAUCUCUAAUACCUUCAAGAUGUUCUUCGUACAGUUUUUUAACACAGCAAUUAUCAUUCUGAUCGUGAAUGCCAACAUAAAAUUUAUGCCUUCAUGGUCUCCGAUCUUUAAUGGUGAAUACAAGGAUUUCACAACUGACUGGUACAGGCAGAUAGGUGUAUCAAUUAUACUAACAAUGCUGUUUGGAAUAUUCUCUCCCCACUUGGCAAACUCAAUGUUUUGGAUAGCAGGAGCCUUCUUCAGAUGGAAAGAUAGGUACUUUACAUGCAAUAAGAAAAGAACCAAACAGCUGUUUCAAGCGGAUUAUGAGCAGAUGUAUAUGGGUCCAGAGCUCUUGUUUGAAUAUCGCUACUCCACCAUGCUUACAACUGUUUAUGUAUCAUUAAUGUUCGGCACAGGGAUGCCUAUCUUAUACUCUAUUGCAUUCUUUGCAUUUUUCAUGUCAUAUUGGGUGGACAAGUGGACACUAUUGAGGAUCUAUCAGACUCCGCCAAGAUAUGACAAGGAUCUUAACAAAACAGUGAGAGAAUGGAUAAAUUUAGCUGUAAUCUUACACUUUCUAUUCAGCUUUUGGAUGUUUAGUAACUCUAUUAUUUUCGGAACUCGCCAAGAUACAAUCUUUGGGAUUAACAUCAGAUCAACCACAGAGGACAUAGACGAGGAUUACCCGUGGUUGCACAUGGGAGAUAGGGUUGCCCAAUACCACGUAGUGAUUUACUUGCUUGCUUUCGGAAUGUUUAUCAUCAUAUUUAUCCUUAAAAGCUUUGUGUUCAAGGCCAUAAAUAAAAUCUAUUCAACUUGAACCAGGAGCAAGACUGAUCAUCUGAUAGGAUUCUUUGAAGAUGAGUCCAAAGUUUUCUCGAACAACUAUUUCGAAUGUCUACAAAAGAACGAGUAUCAGAACCUCAGUAGGAAUUUAAGACAAGAUAAGCGCAGGUUGAAGAAAUUCAAAGCCUCUUUGAACACCGAAGAAGGUAAAAAUCGGGAAGAUUUUUCUCAAGAAGACCGCGGGCAUAUUGAUUGGCUUAUCCAAAGACUCAGGACUAAGCGUAAAGAUGCAGAGGUGGCCUACAAACAUAAGGAUGAAGACGGGACUAAGAUCAUUGAUCCUUCCUAUGAUAUCAGAGAUUUGAAGCCGUAUAAGUUCUAUAUUAACAAGCUGAAGAAGGAUAUGCUCAGCAAGUACGCUGAAGUAAGAAAUGAUUAAAAUUUUAACUCAACUAGGAUCUUGAAAA
Molecule: messenger RNA, 1712 nt
Organism: Moneuplotes crassus
Lineage: Eukaryota; Ciliophora; Spirotrichea; Euplotida; Euplotidae
Source: the annotation of a GenBank genome assembly